Messenger RNA from Cyclopterus lumpus (lumpfish), 1571 nucleotides. RefSeq names its product opsin 8, group member c (gene opn8c). NCBI's taxonomy places the organism in Eukaryota, Metazoa, Chordata, Actinopteri, Perciformes, Cyclopteridae. Gene Ontology annotation, molecular function: G protein-coupled receptor activity. Bases 135 to 1382 code for a protein of 415 amino acids. The record is from RefSeq and is a predicted model, not a curated record. Gene Ontology annotation, cellular component: membrane. Gene Ontology annotation, biological process: G protein-coupled receptor signaling pathway. The transcript is spliced from 4 exons.
ACCAUAUUCACAUUCCGGAUCAGUUCACACGCGCGGCAUGCACGCGCUUUUGACCGACCAGGUAAGCAUGUGCGGCAAGUUACCAUGGUGACCCACCUGCAUAAAAGUCCGUCUCCGUGCACACUUCUCGCUUUAUGAGGAUUUUACCCGCAACAACAACAAAAACAACACCGAAAAAACAGCUCGAACCAAUGACUCUGAACGCCUACAACCGGACCGUCUCAGCCUUCACCUCCAAACUGACCCCAGCUGCUGACAUAUGUGUGGGACUGGCCAUCACCUCCGUCGUUGUAUUCUCUGUUCUGGGCAAUGGGCUGGUUUUGGUGAUUUGCUACCGCAGGAGGAAGAAGAUGGUGUGCUCGGAGCUGCUGUGUGUCAACCUGGCCGUGGUCGACUUCCUCUGCUGCGUCUGCUUCUACCCGCUCUCCAUCAUGUCCUCCUUCCACCACAUGUGGCUGGGAGAAAACAUCACGUGUGUUUACUACGGUCUCGGCUGCUACAGCUUUGGCCUGUGCGGCAUGUUCACCAUUACCGCCAUUAGCAUCAUCCGCUACCUGAAGACCUGCUACAGCCUGGUUUAUGGUGAGGGCACAGAAGGAGCUAACAUCCAAAUAGCAUGCUGUGCCAUCUGGCUCCUGGCUGUUGUGUGGUCCAGCUUCCCUCUGAUUGGCUGGGGCGAGUACGUCCCUGAGCCAUACGGCCUAUCCUGCACCAUCGCCUGGAAGGCUUAUCACACCUCAGCAAAGGACGCCUUCUACGUCAUCUGCUCCUUCGCCUGCUUCACGAUGGUUCCUGUCCUCCUCAUCGUGGUGUCCCAGUGUCAGAUCCUCUACAAGGUGUUCCGCUUCUCCAACUCGCUGUCUGCAAGAGGCAUCCGCAACAACCUGAAAUAUGCUGAAAAAAGACUCUCCGUGAUGUUUUUCUGUAUCAGCCUUGGUUUUGUGAUAGCCUGGGUGCCGUACGCUGUCGUGUCCCUCCUCUUCAUUUUCCACAGGGAGAGCCAGUACAUGGCUCCUGAGGGCUUUGUGUUCCCCGCCCUCUUCGCCAAAAGCUCCCACGUAUACAACCCGUUCAUCUACUUCUACUUUAACAAGACUUUCCGGCGGGAGCUUCGCUGCCUACUCCUCUCUUUCUGGCCCAAGCUGGGAGGUAACCGAGUGAGCGUUCACAACGCCAUGGUCAUCCAACAUCCCAUCCACAUUCAGCUCCAGGAAAGAGCCCGCGUCCCAAAGAGGACCUUUGGUUUGUCUCAGGACCAAACUCUCAGCAAGAACAAAGACAAAGCGAUGCACAGGAGCGGCAGCAACCCUGUCCCCGGCAGGCCGGUGUACACCUGCUGGGGGUCCACGUCGAAAAAAAGCCUCCACCAUCUUGGCCAAUAAAGUUGCCUGGGGCUUCCUGUCUAUCUCUAUAUUUCACCGUUCAUACAGAUAUUUAUCGAGCCAACCACUCUGUCUGGCCCUGUACUGUUUCAUUGACAAGUCUCAGAUACUAAUCAGGUCCGAUGGUGCUAAUGUUGUUAAGUAAGGUGCAUAUAAAGUUUAUAUGUGCUAAACAGCCUUCAUCCUGUU